UUUAGAGGCUUUGUUGUUUUUCACCUUCUUACCAAUAUUUCCUUUUCUCCUCUCACCCUUUAUCUCUCUAUCUCUCCCUUUGUGGUAUAUAAUACACAGCAAACAAUCAAGAAGAUCAGAUCAUGGUGGGGUUUUUUAUUUUCUCCUUAUCAAGAAUCAUCUGAUCAGUCAAAUACCCAUCAAUCAAUCAAAUCCCCAAACACUCCCAAAAUAAGAAGAUCAGCUUCCAGCUUCAAAGCAUUUUCUUCUUCUUACAAAAAAAAUGUCUAUGUCGUCUAUGUCUUCUCCUUCCUCAGCUGUUUUUUCACCAGAGCCCCUCUCUCCUUCCGACCAUCUCUGCUAUGUCCAAUGCAACUUUUGUGAAACGAUUCUUGCGGUUAGUGUUCCUUACACAAGCAUGUUCAAGACCGUAACCGUCCGAUGCGGUUGCUGUACUAAUCUUCUUUCUGUGAACAUGAGAUCGGCCGCCCUUCCAGCUUCUAACCAGCUCCAGCUUGGUCCUCACUCUUACUUCAAUACACAAAAUAUUCUGGAGGAGCUGAGAGAUGCACCUUCAAACAUGAACAUGAUGAUGAUGAAUCAACAUCCUAAUAUGAAUGACAUACCGUCUUUCAUGAAUAUUCAUCGACAACAUGAGAUUACUAAAGCACCACCCGUUAACCGCCCUCCAGAGAAAAGACAGAGAGUCCCAUCCGCAUAUAACCGAUUUAUCAAGGAGGAGAUCCAACGUAUCAAAGCUGGUAAUCCUGAUAUAAGCCACAGAGAAGCCUUUAGUGCUGCUGCCAAGAAUUGGGCCCACUUCCCUCACAUACACUUCGGACUCGCACCAGACAAUCAACCCGUGAAGAAAACCAACAUGCCUCAACAGGAUGGAGAGGAUAACAUGGGGAUGAAAGAAGGAUUAUACGCUCCUGCGGCUCAUGUUGGUGUGGCUCCUUACUAAAGAUAAAUAUGAUCGAUAAGUAUUUGAGAAUUUGAAAUCCAAUUUCUUUAACAUUGAUGAUGUUCUUUUUUUUUUGUGCGACGAUUGAUGAUGUUCAAUUGUUGGGUUUCUUUUCUUUCUUGCACUUCAAUUAUAUAUUAUGUAUGCAUGCGUUUUCUUCUGUUGUUGUAAUCAAAAUCUUGCUAAUCAAUGAGGUUUAUUAUGUUA
Molecule: messenger RNA, 1150 nt
Organism: Brassica napus (rape)
Lineage: Eukaryota; Viridiplantae; Streptophyta; Magnoliopsida; Brassicales; Brassicaceae
Product: axial regulator YABBY 1
Exons: 7
Coding region: 263-943 (226 amino acids)
Biological process (GO): fruit development; regulation of leaf development; regulation of shoot apical meristem development
Cellular component (GO): nucleus
Source: RefSeq, a predicted model, not a curated record